This is a messenger RNA of Aspergillus sclerotioniger CBS 115572, 1377 nucleotides long. Its product is annotated as alpha/beta fold hydrolase. NCBI's taxonomy places the organism in Eukaryota, Fungi, Ascomycota, Eurotiomycetes, Eurotiales, Aspergillaceae. The record is from RefSeq and is a predicted model, not a curated record. The transcript has 4 exons. Gene Ontology annotation, molecular function: hydrolase activity. The coding region runs from base 1 to 1377 and encodes 458 amino acids.
AUGGCAGCCUGGCUGCUUAACAAGCUGAAAUCCUUCAUGGUGCUGGCAUAUGGGUUUACCGGUCUUCUUUACUAUGGACUCGUAGCUGUGCGGUUGGGAUAUCUCUUCAAGGAACCCACUGAGAAGGAGAACUUGGAAUUGCAGAUUGCUCGCGAUAAGUUUUGGAAUCUGUCGAAGGAUUGGUCGGGGUUUGCCCAUCACAUACUUACUCUGCGAAGCGGGUUCAAAUUCCAUUAUGCGAAACCGGUGGUCGUCUUCAUCCACGGCUUCCCGGAUAGCUGGGCCAUCUGGCGCCAUGUCCUAAGCUCGUCGUCUCUCCAGGAGUCCGCGACUUUGGUUGCGGUCGACAUGCCCGGUUAUGGAGGCAGUGACAGCUUCGAGGAAUACUCUGCCACGAAUGUGCUCGAGAGUUUGACGGAAUUCGUCAUCGCGAUCAGAGCUAAAUAUGGCGUGGAUACUGAGGCUGGUCCCCGCCAGAAGAAACUGACUAUUGUCGCGCAUGACUGGGGUUGUGUUGUUUCGAUGCGACUUGCUGCUGAGGCUCCUCAGUUGGCGGACCGGUUUAUCUUGACUAACGGGCCUUUGCCUCGACACUCUGCCUCCAAUGUUCGUCGUCUCAUCUCCACGUCGGUCAAGAUGGUUAAAACUGCUUCGCGCGAUCCGAUCCGUUCACGCUCAAUGUUCUCCAAGGCGUUUUCGACUCUGGGCCCCGUGUUUCGGCAAGUGUGGAGGUCUAAGUACAUCUUCGCUUUCCAGCUCCCUAUGUUUCUCGUUCGGUAUUUGGGUAGAGGGGGUUAUUAUUCCUUCUUGAAAAUCAUCCACAGGUCUUCUUACGGAAGGCGGGAGUUUACUUCUCAGGAUGCUGCCGAGUGUCUGGCAAGCACUAUGGGCCCGUCAACUACCGAAUCCAGCACUCAAACCGCCGAUGGUGAGGAAUAUCCGGCUUCACUGAAGAAUGAGCGCGCACCGUCGAGCUUUCAGCACAUGGCCUGCUACUACAGGGAUGGGACUUCUAUCGCGCGCUGGAACAAGUCUGUUGAGACGAUUACCGACCUGCACAGCAUCAGUGGCGGCAACGGGGCUGGACUGUUUGACGACGGACCCAAGGGCGCCUUGAAAGCCAGUGCAACCAUCCUUUGGGGCAAGGCCGACAUUGCCUUGGAGCCGCAGAUUUGCUUGGAUGGUAUCUCGGAUUAUCUCGUCGCGGACAGUCAGCUUGUCGAGCUUCCUCUGUCGGGCCACUUCACUCCGCUGGAGCGCGAGAGCCAAGUUGCUCUGGAAAAGGCGGUUGAGUGGUCUGUUAAGGGCGAGAAGGAAGACAUUGGGGCUGUUGUCAAGGCCUGCUACCCGAAGGCUGUGGUGACUCUGCGGAAGUAA